Dendrobium catenatum is the source of this 525-nucleotide messenger RNA. Its product is annotated as mitochondrial zinc maintenance protein 1, mitochondrial. Lineage: Eukaryota; Viridiplantae; Streptophyta; Magnoliopsida; Asparagales; Orchidaceae. The transcript has 2 exons. Gene Ontology annotation, biological process: mitochondrial respiratory chain complex III assembly. The record is from RefSeq and is a predicted model, not a curated record. The coding region runs from base 34 to 327 and encodes 97 amino acids.
CUACGAUUUUACAGAGAGGAGAGCGAGGAGAGAAUGGCGGCGGAGGUGCUCGCUAUGUACAGAGCGCUUCUUAGGGCGACGCGGAAGACGUUCGACGGCGACGCGCUGAUGCUAAGCCAGUCGGCGGUGGAGAUCCGACGUAGAUUUGAGGAGAAUCGAGCCAUCUCUUCGGAGGCGGAAGUGAAAAGGCUCGUCGACGAGGCGCGCGACGCUUCCCACUUCAUCACCCAUAUGAUCGUGCAAGCCAAGAGAAGCUCCAAUGGCGGCUUCGUAGUGAAACCUGGUAAAGAUCAUGCUGGCGCAACCUUAGAGAUUCCUUCCGAAUAGAUUAACCCCAAGUGAUCCAGAGGAACUUAGAAUUUGGUAGCUCUACAUAACUGGCAAUCUUCCAAGGUUUCAGAUUUAGGCUUCGUUUGGGACGGCUUUCUUACUGCUUCUUACAGCAGUUUUUUAGUACAAAAAUUUUAAUUUUUGGGCUUCGUUCGGGAUGACUUUCAUAUUGUUUUUUAAAGCAAUUUUUUAUCA